Topomyia yanbarensis is the source of this 2498-nucleotide messenger RNA. RefSeq names its product rab-like protein 6. Lineage: Eukaryota; Metazoa; Arthropoda; Insecta; Diptera; Culicidae. The transcript is spliced from 5 exons. The coding region runs from base 309 to 2210 and encodes 633 amino acids. Gene Ontology annotation, cellular component: nucleus; cytosol. Gene Ontology annotation, molecular function: GTP binding; GTPase activity. The record is from RefSeq and is a predicted model, not a curated record.
AUUGGUUCGUUUGCAUGAAGUGCAGUCGUCGUGUUCCAUCUUCCAUCUGUUUUGCGAAAAAAUUGCUUAGUUAUCAUUUGUGCUGGGUAAUCAGUGUUUUGCCUAACAAUUUCUAUAAAUUCAUUCGUUUAUUCUUAUCAGCGUACACUGCUAAAAAAUGUAAACAAUAGGGGUGUUUGGAACAACUUGUGCGAUAGUGUUAUGCACUCGUUCAACGGUGAAAAUUUCAGGUGCAUAUUGAGGUCACCAACGGGUGCAUAACUUAACAAGUUACACUGGAAAGUGACUGUUUGCAGCGGUUUUGAGCAAUGUUUUCCGUGUUCAAGAAACUCGCAACGAAAACCGACGGCCCGCUGGCUGCCGUCGGUGGAACGGGCGCUCUGCCUGAAUCCGUUGGCCAGCAAAUGUCCGAUUCACUCCGUAAGAAGUUUUCUCGUGGGGUGCAAUAUAACAUGAAAGUGAUUGUCAAGGGCGAUCGGAACGUGGGGAAAUCGUGCCUGCUGGCGCGUUUACAGGGCAAGGCCUUCCUCGAGCAGUACAAUCCGACGGAGCAAAUUCAAGUUGCUUCGAUCCAAUGGUCCUUCAAGGCCACCGAUGAUAUCGUUAAAGUCGAAGUCUGGGAUGUGGUGGACCGUGGAAAAGCAAAGCAGAAGUCAGGUGCCCUAAAACUUAACACUGACGUUCAGGCAGAUGACAUUCCGGUACUUGAUGCAGAAUUUCUCGACGUGUAUAAAGGAACACACUGCGUUGUAAUGAUGAUGGACAUUACCAAAGCAUGGACAUUCGAAUACGUGUGCAGAGAGUUGCCGAAGGUACCCGGAGACAUUCCGGUGUUGCUGCUGGGAAACCAUUGUGAUAUGGGACAUCAUCGGGUCAUUAGCAAGGAUCAGAUUCAGGGUUUUAUCGAGGAAACCAGCCAAACGCGGACGGCAGAGAUCGUAUACGGGGACAGUUCCAUGCGGAAUGGGUUUGGGCUGCGAUUGUUACACAAGUUCUUCGGCAUUCCAUUUCUGUAUCUGCAGCGUAGUGCGCUUGAAGCUUCGAUUAAGAAAAAUGAACAAGAUGCUGACAUUUGUCGGCUUGAGAUAAACGAAUUUCUGAAAUCGAAUGAUGCGGAAUAUAGCACAUUUCUGGAAAAUCUCACUAAUCGUAAAAAAGCAAACGAACCGUCGGCCUACUCGCAUUCGUCUUCUCUCCCGUCAACGCCUCUUGAAGCGCUUCCUCGACCGACGAAAAGCAUUAUUCUUGGUGGUGGUCAUCCGAUCAUUGUGCCGGAUAAGAACAGUCACCUAGCUGUGGCCUCAACCUCUACUGUUAAUACUGCCAAACUAGCCUCGCCAGCGGCAAAGUUGGCUCCCUUGAAUGCCUCACAGGGAGUGGAUGCUUUGCGGAUUCCCAAGAGUGCUACUAUGGGCUCGAUAUCUACUGAAAGCGACAGUGGAAGUGGUUUCGUAGCACCUGGUGGAAUUGUUGCCGUUAGUGGGUCACCCGGUGGAAAGAUUAGUAACGUGGAUGAAUUCUGUCCGGAUGGUGGUGUACUGGAUAAAUCAUUUCUUGAGGAUGCGGUUGAUGCAAUCGCUGGAGCGACUGAAGGGGCGUUGAAUGUAGAAUCGGAAAGCGAUGACGAAAGUCGCCAUAAUCCAUUAGUUUCGAGGUUUGAUGACGAAUUUACCGGUGCAGUAGGGGCGGAUCUAACGGAGUAUGAUCAAUUACACAAGUGUGUGAGUGGUUCUAGUGAGCUGAAAGGAGCGAGAAAAUCUAAUCCGCUAUUGCGACACAAUUUGACCCCGUCGCCCAACAAUGUCGCGUUGGUCGAUCGGGCAUACUCGCUGUCAAGCAUAGAACUGGAGAUUGGUCGAGUGACUGUCGAAGAGGAGCUGGGUAAGCAGGCCGAUGUAGAUACAGGGAUUCUUCCGGAUAAUGAGAGCUGGUCGCUGGAUACGAAAGAACGCCGUUCGCCGGAGGGUGGUGAAGAUAUUGACUCGAACGUUUCCGUGACUUGUCCGAAGAGUGGCGCUAGUUCGAAGAAGAGUAAGGACAAAGAAAAAGAUCGCAGUAGUAAACACAAAAAGUCGAAGAAAUCUAGCCGCGAAAAGGAUGAAUCUCGAGAGGAGCGGCGACGGAGCAAACGGCGAAGUCACGUGGAUGACUUCGUUCAGGAAAUGAAAUCUAGCGCUGAAUACUGCGAGGAAGCUUACGAAGCAAUUUGAGAUUCUGAUGAGCGGCAUGAUUUGGAGUUAUUUUGUAGCUAUCAUCCAGUGUUCACUCCUAGAUUAUGCCUUCAAAUUCAUCAACAUAUUAUUUUAAAUUUACUCGUUUUUAGGUGUCUAUGGCAAAAUGUUGCAAUGUUUUAGCUUAUGCGCCUUGUACUGGUUCAAAGAUUCGUAAACGGACAUGUUAUUACUGCUAAUCAAAUCGGUGUAAACAAAUUAUUCGUGUACUUGAACCUCAAUGUGGCAAAAAAUAGAUUUUACCAGAUGUUAUUCCAGCAAUCAAAA